Messenger RNA from Musca domestica (house fly), 4221 nucleotides. RefSeq names its product PP2C-like domain-containing protein CG9801. Bases 1139 to 3625 code for a protein of 828 amino acids. The record is from RefSeq and is a predicted model, not a curated record. NCBI's taxonomy places the organism in Eukaryota, Metazoa, Arthropoda, Insecta, Diptera, Muscidae. The transcript is spliced from 5 exons.
AGAUUGGCAACACAACGGAAGCCGACGACAGCAGCAGCAACAGCAACAGCAACAGCGCAUUGAGGAGUUUAGUUGAGCAGCAAACAGAAAUCGAGAGAUUGUCGAACACGACGGAUGAAAUUUAACGGUAGUGUCGCAGUGCCAACGGCCGAGUUCAUAUUUCAGUGUGAAGUGGUCUUUGCAAAUUCUUCUUCUAACAUAGAAUUUUUCAAGUUUAAUAAAUUAAAGUGAAAAAAAAAAACAAAGAGAAAAAAUAAAUAAAUAAAAAAUAGUUCUGUGAAAUUCCUAGUGACAAGUGAAAAAAAAUUGUUAUUUACAAUUUCUGCAUUGAAUGGUAAAAACAUAGAAAUGCAUGCUACGCUGCUUUGUUGUGUCAACAUCUAAACCAGUUUUUUCUUUUGGCCAACACCACCAUUCCGUCGCCGUGAUUCAGCCAGUGUCAAAAUUUGGAACAAACGAAGGAUGCUGAAUCAGAAAUGAAAUUUGACUAAAUAAACAUCAUCUUUUUUCUUGGCGAUGGUACAAAUAUUCGCGCUGGAUUUAAUAGAGGCAAACUAAACACCAAAGUUCGUUCAUUUUUAAUUGAUUAAGUAAGAAAAGCACCAGCGGCAAAAAAAACCAAAUCAACAGCACAAACCAAACCAACAAAAGCAAUUAAUUUAAUAAUUAUCAAAAAACAAAAAGAAAAAUGUAAAUGAACUCGCCUGCCACAAUCAAUCGCAAAACGUGAAGACAAAAAAUAUAAGUUUCUUGUCCCCCAAUAAUCGAGUUGGAUUUUAAUUACUCUUGUGGCACAAUUUAAAUUCAAAUUCUUGCACACAAAAAAACCUACAACAAAUUGGACACAUUACUUGGGGCAGUUGUUUGGAGGCUCAUAACAAGACAAAUUACUCAUAAAUGAAACGCAAUUCUUUCUCAUCGUUAUUCAUCAUCUAAAGAAGACGAAAAGAAGUUACAAACAAAAAAAAAACUACAAGUCAAGAGGAUUUUAAUUGAAUCAACUUCAAAUUAGAAAAAAUAUUAUCUGAGGCACAUUGUCGUUGCAAAGUCAGCAGCAGCAGUAUCUUUUGCUGCACCAUCGCCACAACCACCACCAACGAAUAACCAGCAUCAUCCGUCGUGCUAUCAUCCAACCAAAAUGCCCUCACUAAGACAAAAGGUCACCACAUACUUCAGGCAAUUGAGUUUCAUUGCAGAACCACGAGAUGGUCCGAAAAGCCCCAGAAAGACAGAUGAUGAUAGUAAUUUUAUAAUCAAGUAUUUGGAGGGACGCAUGGAUCGCAAUUUCACACCCGGACCAGAAAUAAGUCACGGACAAAAUCCCAGCGAUUUACCACAGCUGAAAAUCGGUUCAUAUCCCACUGGUCCGCAUACAAUUACCGCAGCCUGUACAGGUCCCGAUGAUGGCCUGACAGGCAUCAAAAGAUCAAAACUACAUCUGAGUGCCAGUUAUGCGGAUGACAUUGACUUCAUCGAUACCAUACAGGAGACCGAUUGCUUUGAGGUGCGCAAAAGUAUUAACACAAAUGUCCAGAGUCGCAGUAAUAGUCAUAAAAUUCAACGUUAUGGCAGUAAUCGUCGCCUUAGCCAGGGAGCCACAUCCAGUGCUGGCGAUCAGAAUGCCAAUAAAACGAAUGCAAACGGCAGCGCGGUUGCCGGUGGUGGCAUGCGAUCGAGGAAAAAUUCCAAAUCAAGUAUAUCAAAUCUUUCACAAACUACCAAAGAUACGGCCAAGUCUACCAGCCAAAAGAAUGAAGAGAAUUUAAAUAAAUCCACCACCAUUGUGGUGAGUAUGGUGUCAACGGGCAAAGUGUCGACAACAACCACCGAUUUGCAAAACAGUGCUGCCAAUGACCAAAAUAAUAAAAAUCUCUUGAACACCAACACCACCACCAAUACAACAACAGCAACAACAAAGACUGAAGACACAUCACUGCUACAUCAGAAGACCAAAGAGAAUGGUGAAAAUCUCAAAACGGAUGCCACAGAAACCACAAAAAUCCUAGAGGAUACCACAGAACGUCUGCUAAGGGAGGCGGUUUCAAGUCAACCUCCCGCCAUGGACAGUGAAGAUGUCAUUGCCGGUGUCAGCAACUGGAAGAUGGAAAGCGAUGCGGCCUAUGGCAUAUCGGUGUCACUCUACGAAAAUAAUAUGUUAACCAAAGAACCCAUGGGUAAUCCCAUUGCAGACUGCUAUGGCAUGGUGGUGCGUGGAAACGCUGCAGCCAUGGCCUUGGCGGACGGUGUCAAUUGGGGAGAUGGUGCCCGUUUGGCAGCGCGUUCAGCUGUCCAUGGAUGCUUAGAUUAUUUGGAUCGUGCCAUAUUUGGCUAUUCCCAGGAGUGCAUGGCCACGACGACACAAGAAGUAUUCGUUAGCCUGCUGCGUAGCCUUUGGGAGGGCCAUGGUUGUAUUUUGGAGGUGGGCGGUGCUCUUAGUACAUUAACAAUAGCUGUAGUCUUACCCUUAGCCAAAGAUGAAAAUGUAGCUGUGAAUGGUACGGAUGGAGGUGUCGGUGAGAAGUAUGUGGUCUGUGCCUGCAAUGUGGGAGAUUCGCUGGGCUAUGUGUACUCCAAGAAACAUGGUGUGCGGGAGUUUACUUUGGCUUCCCAUGACAUUACCUCCAUGCGUGAUAUGCGUGAUGCCUUGGGGGCCCUGGGCCCUGCCGAUGGCAAUAAACCGGAAUUGAGUAACCUUACCCUGACCAUGACCAUCAUAGACAGUGGUGACAUUGUAUUUCUCACCUCGGAUGGCAUUAGUGAUAAUUUUGAUCCCGUGGUGGGUAAAUUUGCCGAGGCUUGGACACCAGAUGUAAAAUUAAUGCCCUCAACACCGGGCACAGGACCUCCCCACACCGGCGUGUUGGCGCCCAAGAGACAAAACAAAAGUGCUUCGGCAAUCUAUGCCCGUCUGCAUGGCUCCUCCAAUCCAACAAGUCCCCAGCCACCUGUCCGUCCACCACGCACCAAGAAAUCCUCAUCUCCCGAAAAUGCCACUUCCGGCUCACAAAGUGCACCAAGUCGACCAAAAUACAUGAGAUCUCAUACUGUCAUAGAACCAAGGAGGUUGUCGUCGACAGGCCUGCAUCCUUCGCUACAGCAAAGGGACUAUGAUUACAAACCCAAAAUACCUAAAUCAGCAACAGGAUUGCCAUUGGUCACUGGACCCCAGAGACAUGCCUUGACUCUCUAUCGUCUGGAAGAUCUCUUAAGUUAUGGAAUAAAUGGUACAUUUUCACCAUGUACCUCGGCGAGACGUUUGUGCCAUUUGCUCAUUGAUUUUGUGCGCAUGAUCACCUCUGCUCGACGUAAGACUUUAGAGCAAAGGGAAUUGUUUUAUAAGCUAUCCACAGGACCGGAUGGCAUUAAACGAGAAGUAGAGCUCAAUCGCAUGCAGCAUCGAGUUGCCCGUAAACGUGUCAUUGAUAGUCCAGCUUUUGCUGCCUUGCCCGGAAAAUUGGAUCAUGCCUCUGUGGUGGCUUACAUAGCCGGCAGUGGUGCAUCAGUUUCCGCAACCAAUGGUCAUGUUUCACAGCAAAGACCAAAUGAAGCCAACACAAAUGGUGCUGGCCACACAGUGGCAAAUGCUCCAUUGCAAUCAAAGGAAUUUCAGGAAACUAACUUUUAGACUUGGAACUAAAGAAAACAAGAUGGAACUAUAGUUUUAUACGGCAAAGAAUUUAAUGGAAACAAAAACAAGACAAAAAAUGUGUGCUUUAAAAGAAAAACAUAACCUAAAAAAAAACGAGAAAAUUUUACUUUCUUUGUUAGACUCCUGCCCAGAACUAAAGUUUACUCCCAUUUUAUGAACAUUUUUUUUUUAUUAACUAAGGCUUUGUCUAUAAAUUCCCAUAUUAGUUUUGUAAAAUUUACACACACACACAAGUAUACCCACAUAUAUGUACGCCUCAUAUUUAUUCAUUUUCCAAAUAAUUCCAAAUAUUUUUCACCAAAAAAAAUUAUAAUUAUAUACAAAUAAUAAUAAUUGUCCAAUCAUACUUUAAAAACCAAACUUAUUUUAUGAGCAAAAGAAAGACAAAUGAAAAAUAGGCUUUCUCAAAUCUAGGGAUUGGAAAAGGGAUUUUUUUACUGUGAACUGAAAUUAAUAUGGAAUCUGUGCAAAACCUGCAUUGUGAACCUAAUAUUUAAGAAAGAAAAUCAAAGAGAGCUAGAACUCAUGCAUAUUUUGAAUAAAAAUCAUUUCAUAAAUGCUUUUAAAUGUAA